UGGCUCGUCAGCUUGGCCAAUGAGCGCCAUCUUUGCUUUGAGGCGAAGCGGCGUCGGUGGGAGGCCAGAUGGGGCCCGGAGGAUCUCUCCUUUGGAGGCAGCAAGUGACCACCUUCAUCCUCUUCCGCCAUGGAAUCGCUUCUGGUUCUUCCAUGACAUGGGGACGGCAUCUGGCCCCCUGCAUGUCACUAGAUCCAGUGGGCACCUGCCAGAAAUUUCCAGGGCAAGUAGUACCAUGGAAUUAUCAGCAGAUCCGCACCAAAGCCCGAGGGAAUGAAUACCAGCCAUCAAACCUUAAACGGAAACAUAAACAUGGCUGGAUCAAGCGUAUCCGGUCAGCCAGCGGGAUCGAGGUGAUCCUCCGCCGUAUGCUGAAGGGCAGGAAAUCUUUAUCACAUUGAUUGCUCAGGAGGACUAAUAUUAGAAGUACAAAGCUGAAGGAAGUGUCAGAGAAUUGGAAGCAAGACCUGUUUGGAUAUCAGCUGCUUUCCUUGCUCAGCUAGAGAAAUGUGGCAAGGACUUCUAUGCACCAAACUAAGCUAUAAUCUGUCCUUUCAAGUGAAAGGGGGGAAAUCCUUAGGAUCCUCUCAUUUAGUAUACUUCAGUUGCUAAUUUUCUGUUUGUAAUUCUGUAAUUAAAAAUGUAAAUUAUA
This is a messenger RNA of Eublepharis macularius, 652 nucleotides long. RefSeq names its product mitochondrial ribosomal protein L34 (gene MRPL34). Gene Ontology annotation, biological process: translation. The record is from RefSeq and is a predicted model, not a curated record. Bases 69 to 401 code for a protein of 110 amino acids. The transcript is spliced from 2 exons. Lineage: Eukaryota; Metazoa; Chordata; Lepidosauria; Squamata; Eublepharidae. Gene Ontology annotation, cellular component: ribosome; mitochondrial large ribosomal subunit. Gene Ontology annotation, molecular function: structural constituent of ribosome.